Molecule: messenger RNA, 2678 nt
Organism: Vitrella brassicaformis
Lineage: Eukaryota; Vitrellaceae
Source: the annotation of a GenBank genome assembly
ACCUGGGCCAUCACCCGGUGGACAGCGAGUCGCCUCCCGUGCCUUUGCCACCCAACGUGGCCCCGGAGGACGUCGAUGAGAUUACCUUGGAAGACAAAGAAGGCCACGAGAUCCCCCUGCACAGACCCCAAGAUGUGAGGCGGUCCUUAAUAGCCAACCACCACACACACAUAGACAGAGACACACAGAUGCAAAGCCCCUUCCCUGGCUCACCAUCCCUCGAUUGACUCGAUGGCUGGCUGUCUGUCUGUGGCUCGUUGGUUGGUUGGUUAGUUUGACAUCGUCGAUGGAGAGAUCGUGAUAAAGCAGCCCAAUCCGAAAGUGCCGCCGGGUGAUUACGACAUUUCCCUCCCGCCCAAGCCAGAAGUGGGCAAGCCGAAUGAAGAGCUACCGGAAGAGGAGCAGAGUCUAGGAUCGGCAACGCCAGAAACGAAUGGACUGCUCGUCAUUUCAGUCCCGCCCACAGUGGACAUCAUGAGAAUAAAGAGAAUAGAAAGCUUUGUACUACGAGAGGAAGGAAGUCGUGAGUCUUUCAAAUGCAAAAUGGUAAGUACUCUCUUUGUAUGGGCAUACAGUGCUAUAAUUUGUGUACCCGCAGAUGUCUUCUGAGAAGAAAUACGAGGGUGAUGUUGUCCGUCGAAUAGCCAAUCUGAGAGACGAACGAAUCCACUCAGGGCGUCGUUAUUUUGUGACGGUCCUCUAUCUUCCCAUGCCGACAGCUCCGCCAGUCCCUGAAAAGAAGAGUCCUGAUGAAAAAGAAGAAGAUCGCGUGAUCGAUGACUUUGACAAAUCCAAGGAGGAGUUGGAGGAGAAGCUUGAAGAUACAUUAGAACGGUUGCCUGGUGAUGUCCUGGACAAUCUCAAUGGUACGGAGGGUGCAAGGGAUGUAAUUGAGGAUGAAAUCGAGCCUGACGAAAGCCGAAAGCUCCGAGCGCCUAUCCCUCCCAACACUAGUUCCAAGAUUAUCAAAUACGUUUGGUUGACGCCAGAAGGAGAAAGCGAGGAAGCAUCAUUUCGAGUGACACCGGUAAAGCAGGAAUUAUGAAGAUACACGACUCAUCUGGCGAUUGGCUAUUAUGUAUGUGCAGUUUGACUUUGAAAAAGAGGGCGAUGUGACCUACGUGAUCUUGCUUGAUGAUCGUAUAGAAGAAGACAUCACGUACAAGGCUCGUAUCCAAUUCAAGACCAUUCAAGAGCUUCAAGAGGAGAAAAGAGAAAAAGACCUUAGCAAGGAGCUCGACGAAAAGCCUCAGCCUUCGCCUGAGCCGGGGACCAUAAGCCUUCAAGUGCCAAAGAGUGUGGCACGUAAGAUUGCCAGCUUCAUCCUCUUUCCACAGGGAGGGGAGCUUCCCUUUGUCGUUACCAAGGUCGCCUAUAAUUGGCACAGUGAAUCUGCUGAUUUGGAAACACUAUUGUUAUGUCCCGGCAGAUUCGAACGGAGAAUGGCACCACAGAAGACAUGGUGACACUAGUCCUGGAGAAUGAGAACAUUCGCAAGGGGGCGGCCUACAAUGCCAAGCCUAUUUACAAGUCUCCAAUCCCUCCAGACCAAGGUAUGAUACAUCAUCGAGAAGGGUACAGGGUUGAGAUGUGGCAAUUUGUCAUACGUUACCAGAGGACAUCAAAGAGAAGCAUCCACAUCCUCCUGGCGGGCCUCUGCCUGAAGAGCCUUACUAUGAAGAAGACGUAUACAAAGAGGGAGUGGCCGAAGAAGGCAAAGCGACAUUUAAAAAGGAUCAGAGGCUCAUGGGCAAAGAGGACAGUAUCAUCUCAUGGAGAGCGCACCCUGUCGAUGCAACCGGAGCCGCAGAUCACUAUACUCAGCCUAUUGUUUCAAAAGAUGUAUGCAGGAUUGAGAAUCUACGGUUUCAAUGUGCUCUCACAUCUCUUUAGCCUUACCUGCUUUUCAGUUCGUUUAUGAUGACGUGAGCUUCACAGUGUCCUCGACGCACCUGAAAGACGGCGUCUUUUACCAGUUUCAGCCGGGAUUCAGAGAAAAACCAGAGGAAGCCCCGAGUCCUCUUCCACCCGAGGAGAUGGAGGGCGGCGAGGGUGAAUCGAAGACAAAGGGCGUCCUUGAGGUUCCUCUGCCGCCCGGAGUGCAGCCCAACACCAUCGACAACGUUGUCCUCACACCCAUUGGCGGCAAGCAACAGCCGUUCACAGUCAAGAAGGUAUGUCUGUGUCUGCAUGUAUACGUCUACGUAUUCUGGCCAGCCUGCUGGCUCGAUAGGGGCUCGAUGCCUGCCUGGCUGAGAUAGGGACGACAGGCAGAGAGAGCACGGAUGGACGUUCUUGCCUGUCUGUCUGUCUGUCUGUCUGUACUGUUUGGCUGUGUGUGUAUGUAUGGCUGUACAUGUGUUUGUGUCUACGUGUACAUACGCGUGUCUGUUUGUGUGUGUGUGUGUGGCUGAUGAGCGCAGUUCUCGGUGAGUGUGUCGCGGCUGACGAUCACGCUGAACGAUAAUCGCAUCGAGAGCGGCCAGCGGUACUCUUCGCGAUUGGUAUUCAAGCAAGGAACGGGGCCACCUCCAACUGAAGACGUCCCGGGGCCACCUUCUCAACCGACCGACACAGGGAAGCUGAGAGUCACCUUGCCUUUCACUCUCGACACCUCCACGGUCCAAGGCAUUGCCCUGACGCCCAAGGACGGCACCAAGAAGUUCACAGUCACCAAC